Messenger RNA from Macrosteles quadrilineatus (aster leafhopper), 2761 nucleotides. Its product is annotated as protein lin-54 homolog. Gene Ontology annotation, biological process: regulation of DNA-templated transcription. NCBI's taxonomy places the organism in Eukaryota, Metazoa, Arthropoda, Insecta, Hemiptera, Cicadellidae. The transcript is spliced from 11 exons. The record is from RefSeq and is a predicted model, not a curated record. Gene Ontology annotation, cellular component: nucleus. Bases 278 to 2443 code for a protein of 721 amino acids.
UGUUGGUCUAAAAUCGCGAAUCUUAGGCGAAGUUUGUUAUGCUUUAAGGGUUUUGGUAUAAAUUCCUGUAAUUAGUGAAAUUUUAUUUUGGCAUUUGAAUUAUUAGUUUUGUGAUGAGAUAAGAUUAAUUUUCAAAUCCCUACUUCGAAUUUUUCAGGUAAAUGAGUUGAACGAAUAUCACUCCAUUGCAACCAAAUUGAACUUCUGAAAAUGGUACAUUUUUCGAAGUGCAUCCUGGGAUUGUAAUGGUGGGCGCGUGAUUUUGAACUAAGUCGUGAUGUCCUCAAUUUUUACAGGUGCAGCCUCCAGUGAUGGAGAGACGAUUGUACCAGAAAUGGGGGAACUAUCAGAAUUCCACCCUGACCAGCUGUCAAACCUUGAGGACAUACAAGAGGCGCUUAACAAGCUGGUAGGUGCCGAGCUCCAGGAUGACACAGACAUGAGCAUGUCUACUGUGGACGAUGUCGAUGUCGUCGACCAUGAAGUUACAAUCGGACAGGACCAGGAAGACAUGGACAUUUCAACACUGCCGGACAUACCCGACAUGGAGAACCGGCAUCAAGAGAUCACUGACAUGUUGGAAGAUAACCUAGAGAUAGGACAGACGAUAACGAUUGAAGCCCCUCCAGUGCCAGUGGAGAAGAAGAUGGUUCCUAUCAAACCUGCCAUGACUGUGCCUGUGUCGUUUCCGCAGCUGAAAACUAUACGUCCCUUACCCGAGGCGCUCAAAGGGAAAAGGCCGGGAUCUUUCAAUCUAACUAGUGUAAAGAAAAGUGUGCUGACCAAAGUUAUAUUCACACCAAACACGCAAAACAACAUUUCGUCAGAUUCACCUAUCCUCAUUGGAGAGUCAGGGGGCCAAGCCAUCAGAAUCAUAGGACAGAACAAAAAUAUCCUCAAUUCUCCAAGAACAAUCACUCUGGCGCAAGCUAGAGAGAUGGGACUCAAGUUAUCUCCGGGAAAAGUACAACAAAUCAUACCUCACCAACAGAGGAGUAUGGUCAGGCAAAGCAUAAUGAUGGAUCCCAGCAAAACAUACGCUAUGGUGAAGUCAUCCCCAACUAAGAUCCUACCUUUGCCCUCUACAGGCCAGCUACAACACAUUGCGCCUUCUAAUCAACGGUUCAUAAUACGUCAUUCCCCAGGAGUGAAGACUGGAUCGUUUGCCAACACAUUUCUGACCAAUGCAACAAGCUCUUCUCAAGGUCAAAUACUGCAGUUUCCUUCUCAGGAUGGGUUGAGCAGUCAGAUACACCAGAUACAGUUACCUGGACAGCAGAAAGUACAGUACGUGAGGCUUGUGACUACCACACCCCCCUCAGCCGCUAACAACGCAGGGGUAGGACUGUCUACAGUAGAGGAACCACCGCCUCCCCCCACCAUCAUACCAGCCCCAACACCCCCAACCACCCCUGCAACCUCACAAGCAGUGUCUGAAGUGCAGCUUGGGAAUUCUUCAGUGAAAAUGUUACAAUUGGCAUCCAAACCUACUACUAAUGCAGCUCAGACCACAAAUUCAUUUGAGAGAGUGUUGGUCAGUCCAGGAUUGAGUCAGCUAUCAGCCAAAUCAGAUACAAAGCCAACCGCCAACAACAUGGUAAUGGUACCAUCGGAGUUCAUCAAGCAUUACAAGCCUCCGCCCGUCCCUUCACCUCCCUCCCCCACCAAGCCUGCACCAGCGUCAGUCCCCCUCCUGACCAAAGCCAAGGAGGUGUAUACGCCCAAGGAAACAUUCGUCCCCCUCACCGCCCCCCAGAGAACCAAGUCGUCGGAGUCUCACAACGGCCUCAGGCCUCGCAAGCCUUGCAACUGUACCAAGUCACAAUGUCUCAAACUGUACUGUGAUUGUUUUGCCAACGGAGAAUUCUGUUUCCAAUGUAAUUGCAAUUGUUGUUACAAUAAUUUGGACCAUGAAGAAGAAAGACAGCGAGCCAUUAAAUCAUGCCUAGAAAGAAAUCCAAAUGCAUUCAGACCAAAAAUUGGUAAAGGUUAUGUCGGAGAUGAAAGACGUCACAAUAAAGGUUGUAAUUGUAAACGAUCUGGGUGUCUGAAAAACUAUUGUGAAUGCUACGAGGCUAAAAUACCUUGCUCCAACAACUGUAAAUGUGUGGGCUGUCGCAACGUAGAAGACGCUAGAGAUAAGAACCAAAAUGAUGGAAGUAAAACCAGUCUACAGAAUUCAUUAAAAAACAAACUUUCUUCAGAAAUACAAGAGAUCGCCAGCAGAUCCAAUAAUUUUUCGAAUCAGGGAACGAGACAACCGUUCAACCUGAUGACACAAGAGGUGGUUGAGGCUACGUGUCAGUGUCUGCUGGCCGUCGAGGGAGACACCAAAUCUCAAGUCUCGGAACAAGUUGAGAGACUAAUCCUUGAGGAGUUUGGCCGCUGUUUGGUGCAAAUCAUCGAUUGUGCUAGCCGGACUACAGUGAACAGUAACACAUAACAUCGACCAAUGUUGUAUCCGAACUGUUUUGUGAUAACAUUUAUUAUAGAUCCUUUAUAUAAUUCGUUCAGUUACCUAUACAAAGUUUAGAAAAUUUAUAUUGUAUAUAUGUUUAUUAUUGUUGUGUAUUUGAAUUUAGAUUUUAGUUCCCGAAUCUAAAAUCGAGCUGAAUAUUGAUUGUGGAAAAUUAUAAAAUCAUACUUUCUAAUAGUUUAUUUGUAUUGUGUUUUUAUUUAUUGAUUGUUUAAAGUCGACGGUUUUAGAGCUACUGGCUAGUUCUAUGAGAAAUAAAACUUUGAAAUUGGAUAUAGAACAUAA